Notodromas monacha is the source of this 4067-nucleotide messenger RNA. The record is from the annotation of a GenBank genome assembly. Lineage: Eukaryota; Metazoa; Arthropoda; Ostracoda; Podocopida; Cyprididae.
UUUUUUUCCAGGAAUUGUUUAAUUCUCGUUCAUGGGUACCUCUGCGUCCAGUGCAACGAAAAAAUAUUUUCGUCGCUGGUCGCGAAUGCGUGCGAAUGGUGUAGACUGCCUAUAGUACGAUCCGCGUUGACUGUAAUCUGCUGUAAUAUCUUCGCGUACCUUCGAACUCCUCAAGACGUUAUUCUUUCCACCAUGGAUUCCAGCCGGCGCUACUCAGUUCCUCCCGAACUGCAAGAUCUGCUCUUAGAAUUCACAGUUGCUUGUCUCAUCAAUCAACCUGCGGAUCUUGUGGACUACGCGGUCGAGUAUUUCUCGCGCCUUCGAGAUUCUCCGGAUCGUCAGUCAUUCGUUCAUAAAGGGAACGAAUAUACGAAUGGAGGAGAAGAAUCAGAAGAAUCUGACGAUGAUCUUCCAAUUGAACCCCCGGUCCGUGGACAGCGUCGGAAGUCCGUGUAUUCAGAGGCCUAUAAUCCUGAAGAAGAUGAUGAUGCCAACGUCAAGAAUCCAAUUUACCCGAAGUCGGAUGAGCAGCGUCAAAGGCUUCAGAAUGCACUGAAAGAUAUUUUCUUGUUCAAGCACUUGGACCCGCAACAACUUCAGGAAGUGGUUGAUGCUUUUUUUGAGAAGAAAGUGCAAGCUGGUGAGGUGGUAAUCCGUCAAGGGGAUGAUGGUGACAAUUUUUAUGUCAUUGAUGAUGGCGAGUACAGUAUUCACGUUCGGGAAUCGGAAACAUGUCACAAGACCAAGAAAGUGGGAACGUACAACAAUGCAGGAUUCUUUGGAGAGCUUGCCUUGAUGUACAAUCAGCCGCGAGCAGCAACUAUUGUGGCCGAAACGAAUGGAAUACUUUGGGGAAUGGGCCGUAACACUUUCAAACGCCUCGUGGCGCAGUCGGCGUACAAAAAGCGAAGUUUGCAUGAGGGGCUUCUGACUCGUGUGCCAAUGUUAUCUGCCUUAGAGGCGUACGAGAGGAUGAAUCUGGCGGACGCCCUUGUAGCUAAGACAUAUCACACCAACGACACGAUCAUUAAGCAAGGCGACGCUGCCGAUGGAAUGUACUUCAUUGAAGAUGGUACUGUUAUGGUGACUGUUGAGACUCCCAAUGGCCAGAAAGAGAUAAAUCGGCUGAGCACUGGAGGCUAUUUCGGCGAGUUGGCGCUCUUGACGCACAAGCCGCGUGCUGCCAAUGUUAUUGCCGUUUCUGACGUGAAGCUUGCAUUUCUAGAAGUGAGUGCGUUCGAGCGGCUUUUGGGCCCGUGUAAGAACAUCAUGAAGCGGAACGCGAAGGCGUAUGAGAGCCAAAUGGCUGCGGUGCUUGGAGAGAGCAACCCGAACGAGUUGCGAUGAAGUUGGAAUCUCUUCGAUCAACACGGCGCUCUUGUUUCCUCCUCUUCUGAUCCCUGCCCCGAAUCUUGUUCGUGUGUCAUUUUUAGUGGGCCCUUGAUAAACAGGGUGGGGAAGCAGAAAGAAAAUAAUGACUCGUAUGAAUAUAUUUUUAGCGGCUGAGCAACAUAUGUUCAGAAAUCAUUUGGUCCAAAUUGCCAUCAUUCCCCGUUCUUCAUUCCGAUUUUUAUUUUAUUUUUUUUCGAGUGAGUGAUGAGUUCCAUAUUUUUGGUGCUGGUUUGUUUUCUAGGCAACGACCGUGGGGGUUCCCAUAUUUUUAGUUUCGUCAAAUGUCCUCUCUUGCCCUUCGCAUUUAUUCCAAACAUAGUGCGGGUCGUCUUACGUAUUGAAAUCAGAGACGUAUGCUUUUUAAUCCAACGCAUUUGAGUGUUCCUGUGAAAGAUUCAUUUCCGUAAUUGAGAAAUUUCUGCCCCUUUUGUUGCCUUGACAUGAGGAUUGCAAUUUGGAGCGUGAGCGCAGGUUUAAUUUUUUGGCGAAGAGGUUUUAGAACACAGUAAGUUUUUAAUGUUCUAUUGUUGGAUAUCUAUUGGAAGUCGGGAUUCAUUUUGAUAGUGCGAAAGCAGAGUAAUUUGUAAGAAUGCCUCGUUUGCUGGAUUCUGCGUUGAUACGUAUUUUUUUUUUGUCACUAACUCAUGAGUUCCUGAACGCGUGUUUGGAUCGAUGUUAAACUAGUCCAGAGAACCAGUUUCCAUUUGCCUUCAGUGUUCUAGUCCUCUGUGUUGCCAAGACGCCCCGGGAAUUGUUGAUAGCAGACGGGUUCGACGUGUAGGAAAAAAGAAAUUUCUUAGCUGGGUGUUGCACUUUAGAUGUAGGUGUCGGUUGAUGAGAUGAUGUUAGGCGAACUGCAGCGCUACAGGUUUAUGCCUGGGACCAACUAGGGUGCAUGCAAUCCGCGCAAAGGACGAGAAUUCUAGCUGUGCUGGGUGGGAGAAGGGGAAUGGAGUCUCCUGGCUUGAACCCGAGCUCCUGAGGUUUCGUUGUACAGCUAGCAUGGAUAAGCGAAGAUUUAGGAUUAGGGGCUUUUUCGUGAAUGAUUAUUGGAAAAUUUGAAAGGAUUGUGAGGUUCGCGGAAUGUGAGGGGGAUGAGUUACUGCUUUCCGAUCACGACGCCCGCUUCCAUAGUCGAGAAUCAUUUAUCUGCACGUGCGAUCAUCAGCGAGUAGUCGUACUUCUGUUUGUGCUGAAUAAUCAUAUCAAUGACUGAAGUGUAUCUUGAAUGAGUCGAUUUUUCAUCGACGAAUAUGCGUAAAUUUCCAAUUAGGGUCACUGAAGUAGCUCUAACUGGUAUCCUAGCCCCCAUUAAAACUUCAUUCGAACACUUUUGAAUGCAGCUUCACGAUGAAGUCAGUAUUUGAUCUUGAUUAGUGCGGAAGUGUCCGAAGUCUUGGAAGUUGGAAGGUGUCGAAAAAGUUGCGAUGCAGUGAAAAUUUCGUCACCAAGUUGAUGUCCAGUGCGAUGAUAGCUCGUAUGGGUAGAACUCGCUGAAAAUCAUAACUUAAACAAAACAAAUUAACUGAAUCUUCAAAUUAACUGAAUAAGAGUAUCCAUUUCACUUCUGGGCCACUUUCGUGAGCGAAGUUUUGGUAGAUUAACCUGCAGUGGUAUACGUGAGAUACUUGGGGAAUGGUAUUUUUUCAGUUCUCCUAUUCUUUACAUUUCUUUGUGAUCGUUCUGCAUUAUUCAACCACAUUUUUGAUGAACUUCUGGAUGUGUUUCACUUCGAUCCGUGAAUCAUAACAGAAAUUCUGGGGUUUCCAAUGCAGAAUUAUUCUUCGGACUCUUCGCAUAUCCAGUCUUAAUCGGUUUGUCAAAGAAGUUGAUCAAGCCUAGAUGACGGAAAAUUAUUGAUACAUGCCAAUGUGUCGUUUAUCAAGACAAACCUGCAUUGAAUAAAAUUUACUUGUACAGUACUUACUGCGGAAAACGUGGAUACGCGAAUGACUGCGAAAUCUAACAUUUCGUUGGAAAACUGUAUUGAAAUUUACAGCCUUGAGUGUUCGAAUUUUGAAAAGACCUUGGGAGUCGAAAUUUUAGUUCAACCUUUCGGAAUGAAAUCUUCUUUGGCCCAGUUUGACUUUGAGAUUAAGGAAGCGGGCUUUCAUUGGAAGGGACAGUGCCAUCAAAUUGUUGUUUCUGCUCCUGAUGCAGAGCUUUUUUCUAUUGUCGAAGACAGCAAUGUUAAGACACGCGCGUCUGUGUUCUCAGUUGAAGAUAUUUUUCCUUCUUUCUUGUGACUUCUUGGAUGAGUAAUCCUUAUGAGUUGAGUGUGAAAACUCACGUAUUAUUCAAAUUUUACGUGGGAUUCUCAUCGUGAAGCGUAUAUCGGCUUGUUUCUUUCAAAAGGUGUUCGAAGGACUAUGUCUAUACUAGGCUUAACGAUUGAACAAACGUAUUUUUUGUUUCUUCGUUGAAAGUUUCCGCCUUUGUUUCUUUUGCUGAGGGGGUUUGGCUGUGGGAAGAAGGAACAAUUGGGAAACGGACUCGAAGAUCGUGCAAGUUUGUGGAAAGAUCUGACCACUGUAAAGAUGAAACCUUUCGGAAGAAAUUGUUCUGCCCGUGGAGGGAUUGACCGAAACUUUACUUCACUCGGACAGCCUUCAAAUGAUGAACGAUUAAUAAGGAAAUUGAAUUGAGUGUGAAAAUACAAUGCGUAUGCGGAUGAA